GAAUAUGUGCUACAAUUGACAAAUAAUUAGUAGGUCAUCAAGCCAGCCAACUGAUCCCAUCUGUGCCAAAAAAUAAUUCAAAUUUACAAGAGAGUUGCUUCCUCAUGCAUUACCUACCUUCAAACUGUCUCUAAAUUCUAAUAAAAUAGAAUCUCAUGAAGCACUCAUGCCUAUAUUUUUCGAUUUGUUCCUCUCUGGGUUUAACAUAUAUAACUUGAGGAUUCAGUCCUAUCCUUACCCUCCAAUCUCCAUCUCCUAAAACGUAUUCUCUCUGUCUCUAGGUACUCUAUAAUGGAUCGAAGGUCUUUGUUCAUCCUCGUCGUUCUCUUCCUGCUCUGGGAAUCAGCACCCUCCCUGCAGGUCCACGCUCUCAACUCCACUGAUGUGCAGGCAGCAGUGACGGAUAUGCGAUCAAAGUCUUACUACGGAUUUGCCAUUCUUCUGCAGAUGCUAAAUGCCACAUCACAGCCAUACCGAACCUUAACUUUCUUGAUGCCUAGUGACUCAGAGUUAUCAGCAUCCCCAAUAUCAAUAGACCAUCUUGAAGAUUUCUUGAUCAGCCAUGCUGUUCCAAUGCCUCUCCUAUUGAAUGACUUUCUACAUUUUCCGACAGGGAGUCUCAUUCCAUCUGGCGUUGAGAACAAGAUGAUCAGAAUCAACAAUCGCGGGAGACCCAAUUUCGCUGUCAACAAUGCACAUAUUGUCACACCAAAUAUUUGCCUGAACUCUUACAUUAGGUGCCAUGGAAUUGAUGCAGUAAUUAAGUAUGACAAUGGGUCAUCUAUAAGUAGCUAAGUGAAUCAAACAU
Molecule: messenger RNA, 808 nt
Organism: Pyrus x bretschneideri (Chinese white pear)
Lineage: Eukaryota; Viridiplantae; Streptophyta; Magnoliopsida; Rosales; Rosaceae
Exons: 1
Coding region: 292-795 (167 amino acids)
Source: RefSeq, a predicted model, not a curated record